CCCCUUAGGUGAGUGGAAUCAAGAGUCUCUAUGAGUCUGAACUGGCUGAUGCUCGAAGAGUUCUGGAUGAAACUGCUAAAGAGAGGGCCAGAUUGCAGAUUGAAAUAGGAAAACUGAGGGCAGAACUUGAGGAGUUCAAUAAAAGCUACAAGAAGAAAGAUGCAGACUUGUCCGUGGCUCAGGGUCGCAUUAAGGAUCUGGAAGUGCUGUUCCAUAGAAGUGAAGCAGAACUCAACACUGUCCUGAAUGAGAAACGCAGUCUGGAGGCAGAGGUGGCUGAUCUACGUGCCCAGCUUGCUAAGGCUGAAGAUGGUCAUGCUGUGGCUAAGAAGCAGUUGGAGAAGGAGACACUUAUGCGUGUGGACCUGGAGAACCGGUGCCAGAGCUUGCAAGAGGAUCUGGAUUUCAGGAAGAAUGUGUUUGAGGAGGAAAUAAGGGAAACAAGAAAACGCCAUGAACAUCGUUUGAUCGAGGUGGACACUAGUCGCCAACAGGAGUAUGAAUCCAAAAUGACUCAGGCCCUGGAGGAUCUGCGAAAUCAACAUGAUGAACAAGUCAAACUGUACAAGAUGGAGCUCGAGCAGACCUAUCAGGCUAAGCUGGAGAAUGCCAAGCUGUCCUCUGACCAAAAUGACAAAGCUGCUGGUGCAGCUCGGGAGGAGCUGAAGGAGGCCCGCAUGAGAAUAGAGGCUCUGAGCUACCAGCUUUCUGGCCUUCAGAAACAGGCUAGUGCAGCAGAAGAUCGCAUCCGUGAGCUGGAGGAGAUGAUGGCUGCGGAGCGGGAGAAGUUCAGGAAGAUGCUAGAUGCAAAAGAGAGGGAAAUGACUGAUAUGAGGGACCAGAUGCAGCUGCAGCUCACAGAGUACCAGGAGCUGCUUGAUGUUAAAUUAGCACUGGACAUGGAGAUCAGUGCUUACCGAAAACUCCUGGAAGGAGAAGAGGAAAGGUUGAAGCUCUCUCCAAGUCCCUCCUCCCGUGUUACAGUCUCUCGGGCUACCUCCAGCAGCAGCAGCAGCAGCACUUCGCUCGUUCGCUCUUCCCGAGGCAAAAGAAAACGUAUUGAAGCAGAGGAGCUCUCUGGCAGUGGAACAAGUGGAAUUGGCACUGGAAGUAUUAGUGGCAGCAGCAGCACCAGUAGCUUCCAGAUGUCCCAGCAAGCUUCAGCUACAGGAAGUAUCAGCAUAGAAGAGAUAGACCUGGAGGGCAAAUAUGUUCAGCUGAAGAACAACUCGGAGAAGGAUCAGUCUUUGGGUAAUUGGAGACUGAAACGACAAAUUGGAGAUGGAGAAGAAAUUGCUUACAAAUUUACUCCUAAGUAUGUCCUCAGAGCUGGCCAGACUGUAACAAUUUGGGGUGCAGAUGCAGGUGUAUCUCACAGCCCCCCUUCUGUGCUGGUGUGGAAGAAUCAAGGCAGCUGGGGCACAGGGGGAACUAUCCGCACAUACCUCGUCAACUCUGAAGGAGAGGAAGUUGCAGUGAGAAAUGUUACUAAAUCAGUAGUCAUGCGAGAGAACGAAGAGGAAGAGGAUGAAGCAGAGUUUGGAGAGGAAGACCUUUUCAAUCAACAGGGGGAUCCCAGAACAACUUCUAGAGGAUGCUCAGUGAUGUGAAGAAAGAAAGAAAGAAAAACAAAACAACCAACCUAUUAUUUGCUAUUUUUUUCCACUUAUUUCCUUUUUAUUUUUGCUAUUUUUUCCCUCCAGAGCCACUGAAAACUAUUUUUAUAUGCAUCAUCUGAUUUCUUUGAAGUUUACUCCUUGGUACAUUUUUAUAAAAAAAUUUAAAAAAAAAAACUUUACUGAACAAAACUGCCAGAAUUUUUAAUAGAUUUCUUUAUUUUGCCCUUUUUUGAAGCACUAUCUUGAAUACAACAUUUUUCCCCUAUACAGAAUUUAAAGUCUUAUGUACAAACCUGCAGCAGAAAAGAAAUUUUUAGCUAAAAUGGGAUGAGAGUCCUUGAGUGUGUGGUAAAUCUAGAUUGCAUUUAUAACCAGGAUAACUUCAAAAAACCA
Chaetura pelagica (chimney swift) is the source of this 2012-nucleotide messenger RNA. RefSeq names its product lamin B2 (gene LMNB2). Lineage: Eukaryota; Metazoa; Chordata; Aves; Apodiformes; Apodidae. The record is from RefSeq and is a predicted model, not a curated record. The transcript has 11 exons. Bases 354 to 1610 code for a protein of 418 amino acids.